UUAUCCUUAUCCAAAUAGAAAUACAUAGAUUUGCAUGGGAUGGGAAUGGGAACCAUGGUCUUCCUUUUGUUCGUCGUCACCUUUAAGCUGAUGGCAAAGACAGGAAAAUUAUAUGUCAGUCGGGAGCUAGCUGGCGCCUGGCUGGCACGCAUACGUUUCCAGAAGUGUUGAGAGGAGCUUCCAAAUCCAAUUCCAUAAUUGGUUACCUUUUCGUCGCUACUGCUCUAUCUGACAUGAAUGUACGUAUUUGUAAUUGUUACGUCCCUGUCGAUUAUCCAUGGGAUCCCCGCAAUUCAAUUUUCUGCGACGAUCGAUGGUUAAUAAUUAAUACCAGUCAUGUGAUGUGACUGUAUGUAUUAUAUGGCUCCCUCUGACUGAUCACGCGCGGUUCAAGAUAGGAUGAAUAACUAUGGAUUAUGCAUCUAUCAAUAAUCAAAUCUGGACCCUUUAUUUAGAAAAUCCAGAUCUAAGGAUGGAAAAUUAAGGAUCAUUUUUAUGUUUCCUAGCUUUCUUAAUCGGCUUAUAUCUUUUUCGUUUUAACUUGGAUUUUAAUUUUUUUUCACAGAUGGAACGAGUUCAUCGUGCUCUACCAAAUGAGAACAAUUUUCAAUAUUUUUUUAGAAAAAAAAAUUCUGGCCUCUCGGUACCAACUGCAUACCAUAUGGUAUCUUCUUCGUUUUUAAUUCGUUUUUUUGAAAACGUUUGCACAGAAGGGACGAGUUCAUCAUGAUCUAUUGGAUCUACAAAUUUCUGGGUGAACAAAUUACAGGACCAAAAAAUACCACACAAUACCAUACAAUACCACCCUGGUACGGGGUGGUAUUGUAUGGUAUCUUCUUCGUUUUUAAUUCGUUUUGUAAAACGUUUGCACAGAAGGGACGAGUUCAUCAUGAUCUAUUGGAUCUACAAAUUUCUGGGUGAACAAAUCACAAGACCAAAAAAUACCACACAAUACCAUACAAUACCACCCUGGUACGGGGUGGUAUUGUAUGGUAUCUUCUUCGUUUUUAAAUCGUUUUUGAAAACGUUUGCACAGAAGGGACGAGUUCAUCAUGAUCUAUUGGAUCUACAAAUUUCUGGGUGAACAAAUUACAGGACCAAAAAAUAUCACACAAUACCAUACAAUACCACCCUGGUACGGGGUGGUAAUUGUGUGGUAUACAAUGUUAAAAGUUGUAAAUGACAAUUAAUAUACUUCUACUAUCAUGUAUUCAACCAUCCUACAUUCUUGGUUUGUUCAUACCACCAUGGUACGUUUUUCAAACCAUAGGUAUGCUUUUAUUUCAAUACUAGUCAAUACCAUAUGGUAUAGACUGGUAAAAAAUGGCUCAAUUUUUGUUGUUCGAAAAAUAUAUUAAAGUGGAUAUUAUUUUGAAGAGCACAAUUAAUCUGAUCUAAUUGUGCAAAAAAAAAUUAAAUUUCGAAUUAAAAUGAGUGAGAAAUCGUCCGUCAAAGAUUAAAAAGGCUUUCCAUGAGAGAGAGUAUGCUGAUGUCAUGCUGAUAUGGGCUAGUUACUCAUGGUUACUCACCAUAAGUUUACUGACCUGAACGUCCUCUCCAUCCUACGUUUCUCAUGCCACCCACCACUUUCAAUCGCUAUAGACUGAGGGUUAACGGGUACGUGAAUGACAUUGGGUGGAGCUCGUUACUCCUGCAUCGCUAUCUUGAUCAAUGCCCAGAAGCUGUGCGCAUGUUCUAUGCGAGUAUGCAGUGCGGCCCAGGCAAGAAUCUGACUUUCUUCACCACCACAGUCUACAAUUUUAGCGUGACAAUCACUGCUGAUGUGUUGGCAACUCUGCUGCAUCUUCCUCACGAUGGAUAUCUAGCUGGGACGACAAAAGAAUUUGACAGCUAUGGGUUCCAUCCCAUAGACACUAUGUCCUACCUAGCUCGUGACUAUGGGAAGUAUCAAUCCUCCAUGUUCUCUGUUGAGCGGCUGCCUGAUGAUCUGAAAGCCUUGAAAUUCUACAUCACUCACAUGUUCCUCCCUCGAGAUGCUGAAACGGAAACUACUCUCGAAGAAUCUGACCUGUGGAUUCUGUUAACGCCAAAACAAGCUGCCCGAUGAGCUACGCCUCACUUAUGUUUAAUCACAUGAUUAAAUAUCGAGAAGAAGAGUGCAGUGGGAAGCUGCCUUUUGGUCCGCAAAUCACCUCUUUGCUGGCAAUCUUGGGGGUCGAUAUGCCUGGGAAGGUUACUAACCAGGAUGUCCAUUCUGACCUCCAAGCCCAACAAGUCCUGCGUCGCACCCUCUCGGAUCUUGGACCCCAAAAACUUGUCAAAUUUCAAGGGGGAGACAAACCUGCUCAGUCUGAAUCAGGUUCUGAUGAAGACGACAAUGUAGCAGCGUUACCUGCGAGACUUGACAAGGGAAAGGAAGUGGCAUAAUCGUCUGGAAAAUGCAAGAGGGUUCUGGAAUUGGGACAUCUCCAUGAAGGGAUAAAUCUGGAGAAGGAGGGAAAAGGGUUACUUCAUGAUCUGACCUUGGCUCUGAAAGGAAAAGAGGUCAGUUCUUCUGGCAAGAAGGUCAACAAGGUUUUAUUCGUAUCUUCGGAGGAUGAUGAAGACGACUCAAUCUGAGUAUGCUUCUUCUCCGGAGUACACCUACUAGGAAUAUUUCAGAGAUUUAGCUUAGGGGGAGAUCCAUGAAUAAUUUUUUUUCCGGUUUAAUAUUUCUGGUCUGCUUGUCUGGUUGUUGAAGUCGGGUUUAGAUGUUAGUUGAAGUUCUGGUUAAUCUAUUUUUUAGUAAGACUUGCUGAGGUCUAGUGUCAAGUAUCAGUUGAUGUUUGUUUCUGUUACUAUGAAUAAAAUGGACUCCUAUUGUCAUCUUUUGAACUCAUGAUCUGCCAUGAUUAGAGGAUUGGACAGGCUGCACCAAUGGUUUGUUAAAUGUGCAGGUUCUGAUUGUGAGCAGUUUAAGAAUGAACCUUUGACAAGUUUAGGAGGAGAAGUCUGAAGCUUAGACAGAUUCUGGGACAUCUUGUUCAGGGGGAGGAGUUUGGCCAUUGACAGCUUAGGGGGAGAAUGUUGGAACAAGCUAGUCAAAGGCCACUUGAGAAGGAAAGAAGAUCAGGAGCAAACAUGGAAAGAAGGAGGAAAAUAAGAGGAGAGAUCAGGUUAAGGAGAUUUGGUACAACAAUGCAAAUCAAAUCAGAAGAUGGACUCUCAAGCAAAUCAUCACUAAUAAGGGAAGGAAUUUGAAUUAGCAACGGCUACAUUGCAGCCUAUAAAAGGCGAUAUGAAGGAAGAGAAAGUGCAACCUUUUCAAAGUGAUCAACAAAGCUAGCCAAGACAAAAUGGGAUUUUUUGAGAGUAGCAAGGUUGAUAGAAAAGGGGGUUUCUCAAAGGGUUUGGGGAGAAUUGCUUUGAGGGCUAGUGUUGGGGAAACACUGUAACGAGUUGCUAGGGAAGCAAUUCGGGGUUUGAGAAGUGAGUGUUUGAUCAAUCGGGUUGAGAUUGAUUAAUGGGUUCUUGGGUAGAAAGUACUAGAUCGAACUUCAUCGAAAUAUCUUUAGUGAAUCAUCGGAGAUCACUCAAUUGUGAGUCUCCGACCGUGGAGUAGUCAGUAUUGGGAUUCUUAUUCUCCCAAUACCGGAAACCACGUAAAAAUCUUGGCCUGUCUUCUUGCUUUGCAUUUCAUUUUCUGUUCGGUCUGCAUCUCUGUGGUUGUGCUCUGUUUUGCAGGGAAGUUCGCUCUAGAACAACCAAGGAAGACGAACCUCUGUACUGGGUCGGAGAACUCGGUAAAGCUGGUUUGAGUUUCGCUUCAUCAUAGCUGUGUGGGUUUCUACUGAAGAGUUCUUGUUGUUUUUCACCUGUUCUUCACUCGAAUAGAAGCAGGGUUAAGCU
Messenger RNA from Linum trigynum, 3849 nucleotides. Lineage: Eukaryota; Viridiplantae; Streptophyta; Magnoliopsida; Malpighiales; Linaceae. The record is from the annotation of a GenBank genome assembly.